AUGACCACGCUUCCAGAGAAGGAAGUCGCCGCGACCUUGGCCCACGACGAACACCACGCCGACUACCAGGAUGAGGCUCUCGUCGCCGCUGCCAUGCGCGGCAAAGCGGCCGAGGAGAGCAUGACUCUUGGACAGGCGUUCCGCUGGUACAAGAGCGCCCUGUUCUGUUCCUUCAUCGUUUCUAUGAACAUCGUCAUGGAGUCGUACGCCACCAUUCUGCUCAAUUCGUUCUACGCCUACCCCACGUUCAGCAAGCGUUUUGGCGAGAAGCUCCCUAAUGGCACCUACUCGGUCCCUGCUCGGUGGCAGACUGCUCUCAGUGUCGCCUCAGUGGCUGGCAUCGUCGUCGGUAUCUACAUCAACGGUUUCGUCGUUGACCGCUUUGGGCACCGCAAGGUGAUCAUGGUCUCCCUGGUCCUUCUCACUGGCCUCUUCACUCUGAGCUUUGACGCCAAGAAUGCUGGUAUGCUUCUUGCCGGGCAGCUCCUCUGUGGUAUCCCGUUUGGAUGCCUCAAUGUCAUUGCGCCCGCCUACGCUGUCGAGGUACUCCCCCUCGCCCUCCGCCACUACGGACCCACCUAUGUCAACAUGUGUUGGGUUAUCGGUCACAUCAUGGGCGCUGGUGUCCUCACAGGUCUGCAGAGCAACACCUCGGAGUGGGGCUGGAAGAUUCCUCUUGCCCUCCAGUGGAUCUUCCCUCUGUGGCUCUUCAUUGGCGCGUACUUUGCCCCAGAGUCCCCCUGGUGGCUCGUCCGUCGCGGUCGCAACGAGGAUGCAGUCAAGUCGCUCGCUCGCCUCUCGACCAAGGACGUCAACCACGAGGACGCCUGCGCCCUCAUCCAGCACACUGUCAACCUCGAGAAGAACCUUGAUUUCGGUACCUCGUACGGCGACUGCUUCAAGGGUGUCGACCGCCGCCGCACCGAGAUUGCCAUUGUCGCGUGGUGCGCACAGGCCCUUGUUGGAUUUGUUGUGCAGGGUUACCAGACCUACCUCUUCAAGCAGGCCGGCAUGGCCACUGCCGACGCCUUCAAGCUCACUCUCGGCACGUACGGCGUCGCCGGUUUCGGCACCCUCCUCGCCAUGCCCCUCCAGCAGCGCUUCAAGCGCUACACGAUCUGGAUGUCCGGUCUCUUCUGGAUGCUUCCCACCAUGCUGUGUGUCGGAAUCCUCGCUUGCGUCAAGCAGACGCCUGCCAUCCAAUGGGCACAGGGUUCAGUCCUGAUCCUCUGGUUCUUUGGCUACGGCUGGUCCGUGGGUCCUGUCGCGUUCGUCAUCGCCGCAGAGACGCCUUCGGCCCAGAUCCGUCAGAAGACUAUCGGUAUCGCUCGUGGUCUCCAGUACAUCAUCACCAUCAUCAACACCAUCGUCUCACCGUACAUCCUCAACCCGACCGAGGCCAACCUCAAGGGCAAGGCUGCGUUCAUUCCCUCCUUCUUCAUCGUCCUCGUCAUUAUCUGGUCCUACUUCCGUCUCCCCGAGACAAGUGGCAAGACCUUUGAGGACCUCGACAUUCUCUUCUCCAAGGGUGUCAAGGCUCGCGACUUCCGUGACUACGUCAUUGACACCGAGGAGCAGUUUGGCGAGGUUGGUGUCCACAAGGAUACCGAGUAA
Messenger RNA from Apiotrichum porosum, 1614 nucleotides. RefSeq lists its product as uncharacterized. NCBI's taxonomy places the organism in Eukaryota, Fungi, Basidiomycota, Tremellomycetes, Trichosporonales, Trichosporonaceae. Bases 1 to 1614 code for a protein of 537 amino acids. Gene Ontology annotation, molecular function: carbohydrate:proton symporter activity. The record is from RefSeq and is a predicted model, not a curated record. Gene Ontology annotation, cellular component: membrane. Gene Ontology annotation, biological process: transmembrane transport; carbohydrate transport. The transcript has 4 exons.